This is a messenger RNA of Coregonus clupeaformis (lake whitefish), 3082 nucleotides long. Its product is annotated as protein kinase C alpha type-like. Lineage: Eukaryota; Metazoa; Chordata; Actinopteri; Salmoniformes; Salmonidae. Gene Ontology annotation, molecular function: diacylglycerol-dependent serine/threonine kinase activity; ATP binding; zinc ion binding. The transcript is spliced from 17 exons. Gene Ontology annotation, biological process: protein phosphorylation. The record is from RefSeq and is a predicted model, not a curated record. The coding region runs from base 184 to 2205 and encodes 673 amino acids.
AAAGCGCUCAGUGUGGAGCUGUCAGUAAAAGUAGUUGUAGCGAUAGCCCAUAGAUAGUACAGUGUCUCCAGUUACAGUCUGACCGCCUGUUCAGUGGCUAAAUACAGUGUGCGUGAAAAGGUUAUACAUUGGAUUGAAUAAGCAUAUACAUAGGAUAGAGAGGAAUAACGUUUCUUUUUGGCUAUGGCUGAUGUCACGCAAUUCAACGAGGGGACCGGGGACGUCGCGAAAGGGUUCGCUCGUAAAGGAGCUUUGAGGCAGAAGAACGUCCAUGAAGUGAAGGACCACAAAUUCACUGCAAGGUUCUUCAAGCAGCCGACUUUUUGUAGCCACUGCACUGACUUUAUCUGGGGAUUUGGAAAGCAAGGAUUCCAGUGCCAAGUUUGCUGUUUCGUGGUCCACAAGAGGUGCCAUGAGUUUGUCACGUUCUCCUGCCCCGGGGCGGAUAAGGGUCCCGACACAGACGACCCCAGAACCAAGCACAAGUUUAAGAUCCACACCUAUGGCAGCCCCACCUUCUGCGACCACUGUGGCUCUCUCCUGUAUGGUCUCAUCCACCAGGGGAUGAAGUGUGACACCUGUGACAUGAACGUGCACAAUCAGUGUGUGAUGAACGUGCCCAGCAUGUGUGGGACGGACCACACCGAGAGGAGGGGACGCCUCUACCUGAAGUGUGAGGUCACAGUGGACAAGCUGCAGGUCACAGUGGGCGAAGGUCGAAAUCUGAUCCCCAUGGACCCCAACGGCUCGUCUGACCCUUACGUCAAGCUCAAGCUCAUCCCAGACCCCAAGAAUGAGACCAAGAAGAAGACCAAGACCAUCCGUGCCAACCUCAACCCCACCUGGAACGAGUCUUUCACUUUCAAGCUGAAGCCUACAGAUAAGGACCGCAGGCUGUCUGUGGAGGUGUGGGACUGGGACCGGACCACCAGGAACGACUUCAUGGGCUCCCUGUCCUUCGGCGUGUCAGAGCUGAUCAAAUCGCCUGUGUGUGGCUGGUACAAGAUGUUGAACCAAGAGGAGGGCGAGUACUACAACGUGCCUAUCUCAGAGGAGGAUGACGGGAACGAGGAGCUCAGACAGAAGUUUGAGAAAGCCAAGCUGGGCCCUGGUACUAAGAAGGUGAUCUCUCCAUCAGAUGACAGCAGGUCUAAUCUGCCUUCUAACAACCUGGACUCUGUCAAACUCACCGACUUCAACUUCCUGGCCGUGCUGGGGAAAGGCAGCUUCGGCAAGGUGAUGCUGGCAGAGAUGAAGCCCACAGAUGAUCUGUACGCUAUCAAGAUCCUGAAGAAGGACGUGGUGAUCCAGGAUGAUGAUGUGGAGUGUACCAUGAUAGAGAAGAGAGUCCUGGCCCAGCAGGACAAACCACCCUUCCUCACUUCACUCCACUCCUGCUUCCAGACCGUGGACCGGCUGUACUUUGUCAUGGAGUAUGUGAAUGGAGGAGACCUCAUGUACCACAUCCAACAAGCGGGCAAGUUCAAAGAGCCACAGGCAGUGUUCUAUGCAGCAGAGAUCGCUGUUGGCCUGUUCUUCCUGCACAAGAAAGGAGUGAUUUACAGGGAUCUGAAGCUUGACAACGUGAUGCUGGACUCGGAGGGCCACAUUAAGAUCGCUGACUUUGGAAUGUGUAAAGAGAACAUAUACGAGGGAGUGACCACUCGCACCUUCUGUGGGACGCCCGACUACAUCGCCCCAGAGAUUAUUGCAUAUCAGCCAUAUGGGCUAUCAGUAGACUGGUGGGCAUACGGAGUGCUGCUCUACGAAAUGUUGGCAGGACAGCCCCCAUUUGAUGGUGAGGACGAGGACGAGCUCUUCCAGUCCAUCAUGGAGCACAACGUGUCGUACCCCAAGCAAAUGUCCAAAGAGGCCGUGUCCAUCUGCAAAGGGCUGAUGACCAAACACCCGUCGAAGCGCCUGGGCUGCGGCUCCGAGGGAGAGAGGGACAUCCAGGAGCACGCCUUCUUCAGACGCAUCGACUGGGAACGCCUCCAGAACCGCGAGAUCCAGCCCCCCUUCAAGCCCAAAGGGUGCGGCAAAGGGGCGGAGAACUUCGACAAGUUCUUCACGCGCACCCAGCCCCAGCUCACGCCGUCCGACCAGCUGGUCAUUGCCAACAUCGACCAGGCCGACUUCUCGGGCUUCUCCUUCAUCAACCCCCAGUUCGUGCACCCCUCCUUGGUCUCCCUGCACACCGUAUGAGGAGGAGGGGGGACCACGGACCCCCCUUCCUACCUCCGCUACCUACCUAGCACUAACCCUCCACCAACUGUAGUCUCUUCAAGCCAAACUCCCAACCACCAAACUCCCCAACUACCAAACUGGCCCAACUCUACAACAGCAACAUGGACCCUGAUGUCGACCGCCAUUUUGAGUCCCUCUAUCAAUGUAUCAAUGAUGUGAGUCCUCUAUGAAUUGGACUUGGGGCUCUGAGUGAGAGGAGUUGGUGAGUGGAAGUGCUGUGUGUUAAUGGUGAAGGGGAGGAUGAAGGUUUGGGGAAGGAGGUGUAUGUAGGGAUGAUAUACUUUCCCACCCACCCAUUGUGUUUGUAUUCAAAUGGGCACUUAUAUGAAAUCAACACCUAUUGAAAUGAAUCAUGAUAGAUAUUGAGAUGACCGACCUGUUGUUUUGAAUGUGUGGGGACAAAAUCCAUGAAACUAUGCCAGUUUUUUUUUACUGAUUCUAGAGCGAAGGGUUAACUUCUUGUUAAACCCUGUACUGGCUAUACUAGUCUCCAUGGAAACCCAAGGCAACUACAAACGUAAUCUCUUGUUUUGAGCUAUUGGGUCAGAGUUAGAGCCAAAUAUGAGGUCAGUACAGGGAGACUAUGUUUACAGUUUUACCUUGUGUUGGUGAGAUUUUAUUUCAAUAUGCGUCAAAUAAUACACACCCAGUACGAAUAUCAUGACACACUAACAAUAACACGCACAUACAGAUGUAGGAUCUUAAUUCGAUCACCCUAUUGCAGGAGAACUUACCUGCAUUGCAAACUAAAACAUGUAAUGUAUUUGAGGUUUAAAAAGGCUCCGGAAGUUUGUAAUUUCCACUUAGAAAUUUCAGACUUAAUUUUCCCUUACAA